GUGGGCGAUCAACCUUUCCCAAGCCUGUGCCCUCCGACUUCCCAGACACCAGUCGUCACGCCGACCAGCCCGUCGACGACCCCUGCCCCCCCAGCACUGCCGUCAGCCAACCAGAAACAAGCACCACUCUGGACCUGCGAAACGGCCUGCCUGUCAACCCUCCUCCUCCUGCUAAUCUCCCACCUCUCCCUCCCCCUCCUCUAGCCUCAGUCCCAGCCCCGGUCAGCCCCGACCUUCUUCCCCCUUCUCCGCCCCUGCCUGACAUGAGCCCCCAGCGGCCCACCACCCUCGCCCUGAAGACCCUGCCGCGCCCCAGCACCGUCCAGGAGAAUGGGGGACCCCCAAAAGGCGUCAAUGAGGAAGAGGAAGAGAGGAAAGUGAUGAAGGAAGAUCUAAAAAGGUGUAUUGAGGAUUUUAGGAAGAUCAAAGUUCCUAAAGUCUUCCCUGACAAGAAGAGGCACUGGCAGAGCGACCUACUGAAAAAAUACGACGCCUAGGGGCAUUGACGUUACCACAGCAACCCAACAGACCCAACACAAUAAGAUGGUGUUACUGUGUAUAUCGGAUUACAGUAAUAAGCAGUGUGUAUCAACGAUUGGCUUGAAUAGGACUUGCAUUAAAUUGGCACUGGACUUUAGAAAUCAGGAAUGAAACUGUACUAGACCACAUUGAUUCCAGUGGUUUUAUUAUCACAUAAUGCUUUCUGGUUCAUGGUUCCAUAUACUCACCUUUACUUGAAGCAAAAACUAUGAGGACAAUACAAUUAAGUGUUAGCAACACAAUGGAACGAAUACGUUUACAGGCUAGUGCUGCUGAUGAAGAUAUCUACUUUACAUGUCAACAGCAAAUGGAUACUAUGACUGAUAUUAGACUGGACAACUAUAAUAUCAUAUACAGAGGACUCCUAUGACUGACAUUAGACUGGACAACUAUAAUAUCAUAU
This is a messenger RNA of Oncorhynchus masou masou (cherry salmon), 943 nucleotides long. RefSeq lists its product as uncharacterized. The transcript has a single exon. The record is from RefSeq and is a predicted model, not a curated record. The annotation marks the transcript as partial. NCBI's taxonomy places the organism in Eukaryota, Metazoa, Chordata, Actinopteri, Salmoniformes, Salmonidae.